Stereum hirsutum FP-91666 SS1 is the source of this 1663-nucleotide messenger RNA. RefSeq lists its product as uncharacterized. Gene Ontology annotation, cellular component: nucleus; cytoplasm. Lineage: Eukaryota; Fungi; Basidiomycota; Agaricomycetes; Russulales; Stereaceae. The transcript has 3 exons. Gene Ontology annotation, biological process: 3'-UTR-mediated mRNA stabilization. Bases 97 to 1116 code for a protein of 339 amino acids. The record is from RefSeq and is a predicted model, not a curated record. Gene Ontology annotation, molecular function: mRNA 3'-UTR AU-rich region binding.
ACUCACACCCACUCCAUUUCUCAUCGACAUCCCCUCGCCGUCCGCCCCAUCCUCCUCCACCCCUCCGCCGUCCUCUCCCCCGUUUCCUCCUUCCUCAUGCCUUCCGACUCUCCCGCUGCUAACCGUGACUCUGCGUCCCCACACCAGUCUCGGUCGCCUUCGCCUGCUGGUCAAGACGUUCUUACUCUCAGAGCUCUUGUCAGCACCAAGGACGCCGGCGUCAUCAUCGGAAAGGCUGGCAAAAAUGUUGCCGACCUCCGUGACCAGACCGGCGUCAAGGCUGGCGUCAGCAAGGUCAUCCCUGGCGUACACGAGCGUGUCCUCACCGUCACCGGAGCUGUUGACAGCGUAGCCAAGGCCUACGCUCUCAUCAUCGCUCAGCUCGUGGAAGCCAACCCCGCUUCUCCUUCCGUCUCUUCCUCUUCCGGAUCCCACACCUCCAUCCGUCUCCUCAUCUCGCACAACCUCAUGGGCACCAUCAUCGGCCGCAACGGUCUCAAAAUCAAGGCCAUUCAAGAUGGAUCCGGUGCACGCAUGGUCGCUUCCAAGGACAUGCUCCCUCAGUCCACCGAACGUGUUGUCGAUGUCCAGGGCUCCCCCGAGUCCAUCGGCCGUGCCAUCGAGGAGAUUGGUCGCUGUCUGUUGGAGGACUGGGAAAGGGGUCUAGGCACAGUGCUCUACCAUCCCGGUGUCGCCGACGAGCGCUCCGGUGGCAGCAUGGGUGGUGCCGGCCGCCGCGCGCACAACUACUCCGGGAGUUACAGUGGCCGUCGGUCGAACGCCGGAGAGAUGAGCACUCGCGCCACCAGCCCCCCUUCGCCCGAAUCUCCCUCGCAGGCAGCCAACCUGCGCACCCAGAACAUCUCCAUCCCCUCUGACAUGGUCGGUUGUAUCAUCGGUCGCGGAGGCACCAAAAUUACCGAGAUUAGGCGUCUCUCCGGCUCAAAGAUCUCUAUCGCUAAGGCCCCCCACGACGAGACCGGAGAGAGGAUGUUCACUAUCGUCGGCACGCCGGAAGCGAACGAGAAGGCGCUCUUCUUGCUCUACAACCAGCUUGAGAGCGAGAAGGAGAGGCGUGUUGGGAAGGAACAGCAGCAGGACCAAGACGAGGACUAAGCGCCUCGUCGAAGGUCUAGGUCGGGCACAUCCCAUCACCUCCCCGUUUUCUUUUUUGGGCAUUCGUGUGUUUAUUAUUAGCCUCGUCUGAGAGGGUUCUCUGUCACGGGUUUGACCACUCGAAUUAGUGCUUGUCGCUAUCUACAUGUAUCGCUCCCUCUCUUCGUUGCUCCUGCACGCUUUCUAUUAUCUUCGCUGCGCCGCCCAAGGCAAGGCCUUGAUGGACUCUACUUUGCCCCUAUCCCAUGCCUCGACCUUCCCACCCCUUUCCCCUCCAAAUCCUUUCCCCUCCAAAUCCUUUCUUGAUCCUCAAAACCGAAAACCCCCUUUCAAUCCAUGUAUCUCCUCUUCCCUCGUAGAAGCCAUCGUAUGCGCUCCGAGUUGUCACCCAUGAGUACCUCGCUUCGCACCCUCUUGACCGGUCCCUGACACUUACCGACAUCUUGCUUGUCUCGACCCACUCGAAUCCCGAUCCCACCUCUCCUCUUUUUACUUUCGCCUCUUCCUUCUGAGUGUCAUCUCGUUGCCUCCCUGCCCUAUCUUGCCC